Molecule: messenger RNA, 552 nt
Organism: Triplophysa rosa
Lineage: Eukaryota; Metazoa; Chordata; Actinopteri; Cypriniformes; Nemacheilidae
Gene: cnpy2
Product: canopy FGF signaling regulator 2
Exons: 5
Coding region: 1-552 (183 amino acids)
Cellular component (GO): endoplasmic reticulum
Source: RefSeq, a predicted model, not a curated record
AUGGACUACAGUUUGCAGAUUGUUCAUCUUUGUGCAUUGAUGUCUUUGCUCCCAUUGUUAAUUCAAGGCUCCAAACAAAACAUCAAAUGCGGUGCAUGUAGGGCAUUAGUGGAUGAAAUGGAAUGGGCCAUAUCACAGAUAGAUCCCAAGAAAAUGAUCCAGACAGGGUCAUUUCGGAUCAAUCCUGAUGGUUCUCAGUCAGUCAGAGAGGUGUCCUUUCGCUCUCGCUCAGAGAGCCAUCUGCUUGAGCUGAUGGAAGAAGUUUGUGAGCAGAUGAAGGAUUACGGUGAAGGUGUUGACCCCACCACCAAUAGAAAGACAUACGCAAGACAUACACCCCGUGAUGGCAAAGCAAUGGACCUUUCUGAUGUGGCCUUUGACUCCAGUGUCAGCUCCAGUUUAAAGUUUGCUUGUGAAUCGAUAGUUGAGCAACAAGAGGAUGAACUCAUUGAAUUCUUUGCUCAUGAAACACACAAUGUUAAGGACAAGCUGUGUAGUAAAAGGACAGAUCUCUGUGACCAUGCCCUGCAGAUACCUCAUGAUGAAUUAUGA